Molecule: messenger RNA, 3030 nt
Organism: Dermacentor silvarum
Lineage: Eukaryota; Metazoa; Arthropoda; Arachnida; Ixodida; Ixodidae
Exons: 3
Coding region: 153-983 (276 amino acids)
Source: RefSeq, a predicted model, not a curated record
GCGGUGCGCGAGCCAUGGCCGCCGAGCAAGCGGCGGUCAGCGGCGACGCUUCGUUCAGGAGACGUCCUCAUGGUGAGUUCGCCCAGGACCGGCCAGUGGCAGCACAGGCGGCCGGCUCCUGAAAGGUGCCGGCUGCGGCCGCAUCUGGCCGCAUGGACGACGCCGAGUCAGCCGAGCAGCAGCCUUCGCUGCAGGAGCGCGCUCUGGGCGGCUUCUGCAGUCGCUUCUGCCGGGGCCUCUACCUACUCUUCAUGCUGGCGCUGUUCGGUGCCGCCGUGGCCGUGCUCGUGCUCUGGGCGCCGCCUACACCGACGCAGGUCUUCCUGGGUGCCGUGUUGUUCGCCCUGGGCGGCUGUUGCGGCCUGGUCUUCGUCAGCUGGGACAGCGUGGUGCGCUCGACGCGCCUCGGCUGCUGUUGCAUCUAUGCGACGUCAGUGGUGUUCUGCGCCGGCCUUCUGGGCGCCGGCUCCCUGCUGGCCGAGCGGACGCCACGCUACGUGCGCGAGGAUGGCCUCAUUCUUCUUGGCCUCGGCCUGCUCGGUCUGCUCUUCGUGGCGCUGUACGCACUGGCCGGCCGCCGAGCCGCUGAGCGCUCGCGUCAAGAAAGCGGAUCCUUCCUGGGGCAACUGACGUCGCGCUCGCGACUUAGUUCCAGCUCGGCGGCCGUCGAGCUGUGCAAGGCACUUUUCACAGAAAACCGCGCAUUUGCGCCUCAGCGCCUGCAAGAGGAUGAGGCCGGUUCCAAUAAAGUGGUGAUGCUGUGCGUCCUCCACUCUGACGCUGGCGGUGGCAAGACUGUCACCUUCGUGGACGCAGAGGAAGGCUCCAAUUCCCCAGCGGCACAAGACUCGGAAUAUUUGCCGGAUGCUGCACCAUUGCCGGAUGCCGAGUCUCUGGCAAGCGCCAAGUCGCCGGCAGCCACUGAGGCGUUGCCAAGCGCCGAGUCCGCAACACACGAGUCGUCCGAUCCGCCGGCGGUCUAAAGCAUCAUUCACACUGACGGUUGCGGAAUUAAGUUUCGAGGUGGAGGCCCGCACAGACGAUACACAAUGCUGCAACGGAGAGUAGUGUUCCUCGUCAAUGAGUGCCUUGCUUCAACGAAAUGGCGAACCUGAUGAGGUAGCGGGAGCACUUAUUAGCAGGUUCAACAUUUCCAUCGCCAAUUUCUUUAGAUAAACUCUCGCUCUAGUUCGCAGACGCAGCAGGAGAACCGAAUUCUUCGUGCGUAUAUUCCCUGCGUUUAUUGAUUUUGAGGCAAUUAACCGCUUCGUAACGUCUCUGCCGUGUCUGCAAACGUCAUUGUGAAUGAAGCCGCGCUCGCUGUCAGUACAAAAAGGCAAAAAAGGUUAGUUCGCUCGACUUUAGAAGGCCCGGUUGCACUGUCGAAGCUCACCUUAAAAGUAAGGAUUUAUGAAAUGUAUGCUCGUAGCCGCACACGUGCAACAGCAGAGCUAAGCCUCGAGAAGUGUGGAACAUGGUGAGUUUAGCCAAGUCCCGUCCAGAUAUAAUUCGAUCAGAGGUGAUUGAGUGCCUGCCAAACCUGCGGCUAACCUUAGGUCAUUGUUCAGUGGCGCUUGUGCAACUGGUCCUGAGUGAUUCCAAUGGUCUAACUUGUCCACUGAAAACUUGCUCCUGUAUGUGCCUGUGGGCGUUGGUGGAGCACUUUGAGCGGGGUAUAGUAUGCAGGUGUAAGUACGAAGGAAAAAUUUGGCUUGAGCGUUCGCUGUUGGAGCAAAAUCUUGACGCGAUUUGACCAUUGGAAUUUGCCAUGAAAGGCACGUCCCACCGUGCGAUUGUAGUACAAAGGCAGUUUUUACAUCUUCUGGUAGCCUCACGUCCGCGCAGAUAGAUCGAUGCUUGAGAGAAACCAUUUCUGUGUUUCUUGCAUGACGCGCCUCUCUAGGCUAACAAACUGGAAAACGAAGGCUCAUGUACAUGAUCAAAAGACAAUAGUUGUGUAAUGGCCGACGCGGGCGCAUUCGUUAGAUCCUGAUAGGCCAAAACUCGACGUUUAACGCAAGUCUUGGUGCUCUUCAAGAUUUACCACAGCAUACCAGCUUUUUGUAGUUCUAUACCGACUUUUUUGUUCAUAGAUUCGAGUUCGACAACGUUCUAGUAAGGGCAAUUCCACGGACGAGCCCUUGACAGAAUAUGACGUUUUGGCACUAGUGAUCUUUGACUCUGAUACGCACUGAACAAUCUGGGCAAAUCAAAUGCGAAGGUGAAGGAGGAUGUUAACGUUCAACUUUCUUUGCUUCAAAAUCUUGCGCCUCUGACAAGCUCGUAUACUCUGCAAGCGCUUCCGAACAAGUCACAUUUGCUCAAAGUAACUGCCAUAUCGCUUCCAACUUAAAGGCAUAUAGUACGUACCACUCCACACCUUCUUACCCGUUCGUUCAUGGCGUACUGAACAUCUGAUCGCCUAAAGAAGGCGCAGCAUUGCCCUACCACUAGCACUGCCCCACUGAUAUUGCACGUACGUUCCGUGAAGACCGUCGAAGGACUCCUUCGCCAAUAGAAUUUGCAGGAUUAAUUCAGUGCAUAAAUGACAUCAUUCGGUCUCAUGUGGAGUUGGGAACAUGUCGCUUGCGCUUAGACUGCAUGUUUUUUUACUGUGCUUGUUUUUUAUACAUAUAUCCUUUAACCGGGGGACGUUUAGCAAAUUCUCGAUGUCAUACUUGGCCCUGUUGGGUGCAUAUGCAAAACAGCACGAACGGUGCACAGUUUUCGACCCUGUGUCAAGUGCAGGAGCAGUGCGCUCUCGAGUCCGUUUGGCAUCCUCUAGUGCCUGUGUAUUCGUAUCGAGGAACCCUUGCGUCGUCCACCGGAGACCGCCGCUAAUCGAGACAGCGUGCCUCUGAGUUUCUGUAGGUGCCACCGAUACAGGAACCUCUCAUUGUACACUGCUUUGCGCAGCUUUCACUUAUCGGUGCCUCCAAGAGAGCCAGUUGCCAGACUGUGAAAUGAAAGCAUAUCGCCAGUGCAGCGGCAAGGUGCUCAGUAGAUCGAGAAGCCCCGAGUAGUGGCACC